AUGCGGCCUUCCCCGCGCCACAGCGGCGACACUGCGGCGGCCUUGAGCCGACUGGCGAGGCAGGCUCCACCAGAGGAGGUUCUUUGGCAGCUCGAGGGCCUCGUGAGGGCAAAUCUUAGGCCACAGAUCUACCACCUCAACGCAGUAUUGAAUGCAUGCGGCAGAACGGGUGAUUGGCGCUUUGCGGUAGACCAUCUCCAAAAGAUCGUGCAGCAUGGCCUUUGGCCUAACAAAUUCAGCUUCUCCGCAGCCAUCAGCGCUUGUGAGAAAGGAAACCAUUGGCAGGUGGCACUUGCACUCCUCGCCGGCAUGCCCGAAUGGAAGGUUGCCGCGGAUACUGUUGUUUUCAACACCGCGAUCAGUGCCUGUGGCAAAUCAGAACAAUGGGAGGCAGCGUUGCAUCUGCUGCACGGGAUGCACGAUUCUCUUCUGGAGGCAGACGCCGUUAGCUUCAAUGCUGCCAUCGUCGCAUGCCGGAACUCCUGGCAGCGGGCCUCACAACUGCUGCAGGAUGCUUUGGUGGGACAUCGCGCAGUCGUCAACAACUGGAACGCCGCAGCAUCGACACAAUCCUGGGAAGCAGCGCUGUCACUGCUGCAAGCGCUGCAAGGUGCUCGGGCACAAGCAGACGUGGUUUCGUUCAGUGCGCUGUUCGGCGCACUUGGUAUCGACAAGAGAUGGCCGUUGGCUGGACGUGCGCUUCAGCAAAUGAGAGAGAAGGACAUCGACUCAGAUGUUGUUUGCGCCAAUGCUGCUGCGAAUGCAUGUGCCCAAGGUGGAGUUUGGCAAGCUGCCUGGUCAUUUCUCCAGGACUUGUGUAUGCUGUCAUUGCGAACAGAUCAAGGUUUGGUCAGCUCCACAAUCAGCGGAACGCGGGUAGAUGCAGAACUCGACAAGGAGGGUGGCGCGUGGAUCUUUGCUCUGCGGAUCCUUCGACAUUCGCAGGAUGUGGCAUUGCCACCUUCUGCUGUUAGCCGAUCCAAUGCCUUGUGCACCUGUGGCAAAUCAGCCGCUUGGGAGGCUUCGCUCAGGCUUUUCGCGUCCUUGCAAUUGACGACGGUGGAGCCGGAUUCCUUGUGCCACACCGUUACCAUCAACGCAUGGCAAGCAGGAGAUCGUUGGCGCCAUGCAAGCGCGGCCUUAGAGGCGAUGCCAUGCGAGCGCCUUUCCACCGAUGCUUUCGCUCAUGGUGCUGCCCUGUGUGGUGGUCGAGUCGGAGCUGCUUGGGCUGCUGCCACAGCGAUGCUCCGCACAAUGCAAUCCGGCGGCGUGCGAGCUUCAGCACCCAGCGACACCGCGGCCAUUGGCCACUUAGCAAGAGAGGGACAGUGGCUUCAAGCCUUGCAGUACUUUGCGAAGGUGCAGAUGCAGCAAAGCAGUGUGGAAGCAACAUCCUGCUGCGGGGCCAUCCGCGCGUGCCAGCAGGCUUCUACCUGGGAUUGGGCCCUUGCUGCCCUCAGUGCUGGAAGAGAUGCUGCUUGCAACGCUGCUGCCCUUGGGGCUUGCAGGAAUGGUCGUCAGUGGAUUCGCUCAGCCAGCCUCUUGAUGGAGAUGCUGACUUUUGCCGUCAAGCUUGAUAUCGCCAGCAGAACCUCGGCUGCUUCUGCAGCGUCCGCGGCAGGCGAGUGGUCUAGGGCACUCUCGCUCCUCUGCCAUGCCGCAACUUCGCGUGCCGUUCUGGACGAGAAAAGCUUCCUCAUCACCUACCAGCUGCUGCGGCAAGCCGGGCAAGAAGCGUUGGGCUUGGUGCUCGAUGUCGAGGAGCUCGCCGACUCGGCGCAGUUUGUCUCCUUCAUGCCGUGGGCCCUGGCCUCCAUGGGCGGUGGCUCCAGUGCUGAAGACAUACAUGGAGCCAUGGCCGAGGCUGCUGCUGCGAUCCGGCACGAAGCACCAACACCCAUGGCAUUGGCCAGCCUUUGGUGGUCAGCCUCCAUGUUGGGUGUGAUCAGCCCUUCCUUUGCCAGAACGUUGAGCAAGUACGCCCGCCAACAAGUCGAUGCAUUUCGUUUCGGCGAACUGCUAAUGGUCCUUUGGGGCGCAUGCGGCAGUGCGAAGGACCAGCAGGUGCAGUUGGCUUUCCAGCGGGAAGCAGCGGACAGACUAGACAAACUUGACUGGGCGAGCUUGCCCAGGCCGAUGCAGAUUGCAUGGACGUUGGAUUGUUUGGGCUCGCUGUGGGCCUGCACCUUCUCUCGCACCCUCACGGCCGAUGCCCACCAUCGAAUUCGUGCGGCCUUGCUCCGAUUUGGAGGAAUGUUGGAUCGCAUUCAGGAGACGGUCGUUCCAAAAACUCCAGGAAGCCAGCGCUUGGUGCACGAUGAUUCUCAGCCCGCGAUUGUGCUGGAUGCCUCGGACAGUGCGGUCCUCUUCAAGCCCGCAGAUUAUGAAGUCCACGACGAAAACUCCGAUUUACCCCAGCUGUCGUGCUUCAUGUCUGCCAUGUUCUGCAAUAAGUUGCCGAUUCUGCACGAUGAGGAGCACGAGCAUGGCUUCCUCCACCGCUUAGAUGUGCCAAGUUCUGGACUAAUCUUGGCUGCCAAAUCCUUCGAGUGUUACUAUGAUCUGCAGGUGCAAUUGGUGACUGGUCAAAUUUUGCGAGAUUAUGUGGUGCUGAGCCACGGUUGGAUGGAGCCGGCGGUCACCGACAUCUCGGCCCAGGUAAUGAUCGAGGACGGUGGCAGAACCAUGUCUGGGGGCCGUGGCAAGCCAGGCCUCACACAUGUCAAGGUUGCGGCCCACGCCGAGCACCACAGUGCUGGAGUGACGCUGGUAGUGAUCCGUAUUGGCACUGGCCGCCGGCACCAAAUCCGGUCACACUUGGCACACAAAGGUCACCCCACAGUAACAGAUGGCCGCUACACAUCUUUAGCGACCUUCCUGCGAGAUUCGCAGUUUUGCCGACGGAAUUUUCUUCACAGGUACUUUCUGGGGUUUAUGGAUGGCAUCGGCCGGCGCUGUUGCGCAUCCUCAGAUGCACCGGAGGAGCUUCAGCUCGUUUUGGACUGUCUGCAUGGUAAGACUCCGCAAUGCUGCGCGACGCUGCAGACUUGGCGGGUCGGCAAUUUGCCACCUUUCGAUUCAGCGAGUCGGCUGGGACCAAAAUACGGCCGGCCUUGCCCUACACACACGAGACUAUGUCGAUUUCCAGCAGAGGCCCAGAUGGCACGCCCGGAGGCCUUUGAAAUCUGGGAGGCCUUUGAGACGCGGCCUCUCAGUGCUGGGAGCAGUAUCCCUGGUGUAGAUGGCCUUCCCAGCCGCUCGAUGCGACGUCCGCGAUCUUCCACCCGACUUCAGGCGGAAGUGGAGAUGAAUCGGGCGCAGGCACAGCUGUCAGAGCUGCGGAAGAAGCUCCAUGCCGAAUCGCGCGAGGUGGAGCGCUUGCAGCAGUGCUUGGACGCAGCCAACGGCGAGGCAUCUCAUCAGCGCACCUUAGCGCAGGCUGCGCAGGUCGAAAUAGGAAAGCUCCAUCAGCGGCUGGCAGCAAGUGAGGAGGCGGUCCAGGCAUCGCAAGCGGUGCAGGAUGCUGCCGGUCGUGCCGCUGGCGACGCUGAGCGCCGUUUGCAGGCCGAACUCUUCGAGCUAACUGCGAGGUUGCGACAGGCGGAAAGCGGACGUGAGAUCACGCAGAGUGACCAGAUUGAGUUGAAGCAGAGGUUGGAGGAGAAGGCCGCUUACGCAGCCACCCGAGCCGCGGAGCAGGCUCUCGCCCCAUGA
This is a messenger RNA of Symbiodinium sp. CCMP2456, 3714 nucleotides long. The record is from the annotation of a GenBank genome assembly. Lineage: Eukaryota; Dinophyceae; Suessiales; Symbiodiniaceae.